AUAUGUGUAACAAAACGUUAGAAAAACGGAACAGAUUGGUCAGAAUCGUUUUAUUACACUAAAUCAACAAAGUCGGACGUUUUUAGACAGAAGGCCAACACAAUGAGAACAAUAUAGGUCUUAAUUACAGGAAUUGAUAAAACAGGUGUUUAAACGUGGAUACCUCUUGUGACGUCAGAGAACAUAUCCCAACUUGGAAAGUUAUCAGAUAUAUCAUUAUGCAUACGAACAUAUGAAUUUUAUAUGUUCUUGGAAACUCAUCAUAAAUUCUGAAAUUAUUUGUUGAUUUCAAAUAAUUGUUGCUGUUGGAAAUACUGUCCAUCCACUUUGGUACACUUUGUUUGGUCAUGGUCAGUCUCCGGACGGCGAGGUACAUGUUGGCGAUCUCUAUCGCGGAGUUCGCGGCUGUACCGCCACCUACUUGCUGCCCGGUAGGGGACAAAAAUGAGACAUCCCUGGUCCCGGACGUUUCGUCACUGGAGGCAGAAUGGAAACAGAGACUCCAUUCGUUUGAGAACUCCUUACUUCUGAGUGUGGAGAGAAGAAGCUUGGCCUUGGCAGCUGUACUCAUGGCACUUACCAUGUCUAUACUACUGAUAGGGACCUGUAUUCUAUCGUGUAGGACGGACGACACCCAGUACGAACCUCUAUCUCAGGAUGAUUGGGACACUAUAACGUCCAGGCUCCUACAGACUACAGAUCAUGUGGACUUGAAAAAUCAUCUUUAUUCUGUACCCUUCCGAGAACCACCGCAAACGUAGUACUUCUCUGAAACUGUAGAAAAUUGAAAUUAUUUCCAGUUUUAGUUUUUAACAUAUAAUUGAUUAAUUUAUUCAUAUAGACAUUCUUGCCUAUCAAGGUACUAUGCACUCUUUCCUAAAUCAGUGAUACUUACCACAAGGAAUACUUACUGGGUCCCUCUAAUACCCGUGAUUACGGCCCAGUGAUACUUACCACAAUGAAUGCCUACUGGGUCCCUCUAAUACCCGUGAUUACGGCCCAGUGAUACUUACCACAAGGAAUACCUACUGGGUCCCUCUAAUACCCGUGAUUACGGCCCAGUGAUACUUACCACAAGGAAUGCCUACUGGGUCCCUCUAAUACCCGUGAUUACGGCCCAGUGAUACUUACCACAAGGAAUGCCUACUGGGUCCCUCUAAUACCCGUGAUUACGGCCCAGUGAUACUUACCACAAGGAAUACCUACUGGGUCCCUCUAAUACCCGUGAUUACGGCGAGCGAAGUCUUCUGUUGUCUGUUGAAAGAAGGUGGCUCUAGUUGUUAAAUCAAAUUAUAUAAAAUAUGUUAUGCAUUAUAUAAUAUACCUUAUAAAAUUGGAUUUUGAUCAGCAUGACUCUACUUUGCUUGCCAUAUAGGAUAUAUCUCUUGUUUAUAUUUUAUUGUUUUUGUUUGUAUAUUAACGAAUAUCCUCAAGGUUAUUUAUCUGACAUCGGAGAUAAAUCAUAUUCCAGUUGUUCCUCUGGCUAAAAUGAACUUAUCUUGUUAAAACCUUGUAAAGAUAUACCAUCAAUAGAGUCGGCCCUAUCAGAAAAAUAUUGUAUAUAAAUUUCCACUUAAGUCUCCGAGCACACAUAUACAUGUAUAGAGCAAAUUAAAAGAAAUAUCGUACUGCAAAUAUUAUCUAAAGAAUAUUUUCAAUCCUAUCCCAAACUUUAUCUGUAUGAUAUUUUGAAGCCUGUAUAUCUGGAUUGUGUUUUGAAGCACGUCCCAAAUAUUUCACCUUACGACUGGUAACCACGUCAAACUAUUAAUUAGAAAACAGAUCGUGUUUAUCAUGUAAAACUCCGGAAGUCAAUGGGGAUACUUUAUGUCGGUGGAAUAUGAUAUUUUUUCCAGACCAAAUGAUUUUCAUUGAUAAUCAUAAUACAUUGUACAGUGUAUAUUGUACAGUUUAAAAUGUAUUGUGCAAAAGACAUUGCCAAAUAGUUUUUUAUACAAUUUUUUUUCUAUAAAAAAAAAUAAAAAUGUUAUCUCAAAC
Pecten maximus is the source of this 1998-nucleotide messenger RNA. RefSeq lists its product as uncharacterized. Bases 348 to 761 code for a protein of 137 amino acids. The record is from RefSeq and is a predicted model, not a curated record. The transcript is spliced from 3 exons. Lineage: Eukaryota; Metazoa; Mollusca; Bivalvia; Pectinida; Pectinidae.